AAACACUUCCCAAAAAUCGCCAUAUUUUCGAAAUUUCGAUUAUCGAAUUUUCGAACAAGAACUUCCGCCCGAUUGAAAAAGACAAAAAAUUUUCCUUUUCAUUUCUUUUUCUCGUAGAAAUGCCACCCAAAAAGCCAACCGAGAAAUCCGGCGCUAAGUCUGGCGACAAGAAGCCCGAGAAGAAGGCAACUACUGCUGCCACUUCCGGUGCCAAGAAGGAAACAACAGCCAAGGCUGCUGCUCCUGCCGCCAAAAAGGCCGCUCCAGCUGCCAAGAAACCCGCAGCUGCUGCCACUAAGAAGCCUGUAACCAAGAAGGCUGCCCCCACCAAGAAGGUUGCCUCCAAGGCCAAGCCCAAGACCAAGGAUGCCAAGAAGAAGGCUGCCGCUGGCAAGAAGCCCCAAUCUGUUUUGGCUAAAUUGUCCGCCAAGGCUCGUGCUGCUGCCAAGGGCAAGAAGGUAGCCGCCAAACCCGGCUCCAAGGUUACCAAGGGUACCUCCAAGGCUAAGGCUGUUGCUUUGUUGAAGGCCAAGAAGGCCCAAACCAAGGUCAUCAAGGGUGCUUUCGGUACUCGUACCCGCAAGGUCCGUACCAAUGUCCACUUCCGUCGUCCCAAGACCUUGAAGUUGCCACGCAACCCCAAAUACCCACGCAAGUGUGUCCCCACCAGGAAUCGCAUGGAUGCUUACAACAUCAUCAAGUACCCCUUGACCACUGAAGCCGCCAUGAAGAAGAUCGAAGACAACAACACCUUGGUCUUCUUGACUCACUUGAAUGCCAACAAGAACCACAUUCGUGCUGCCGCUCGUAAAUUGUACGACAUUAAGGUAGCCAAGGUCAACAUCUUGGUCAGGCCCGAUGGCAAGAAGAAGGCCUACGUUCGUUUGGCUCGUGACUACGAUGCUCUUGACAUCGCCAACAAGAUCGGCAUCAUAUAAA
Molecule: messenger RNA, 939 nt
Organism: Musca vetustissima
Lineage: Eukaryota; Metazoa; Arthropoda; Insecta; Diptera; Muscidae
Gene: RpL23A
Product: large ribosomal subunit protein uL23
Exons: 4
Coding region: 120-938 (272 amino acids)
Biological process (GO): ribosomal large subunit assembly; translation
Cellular component (GO): ribosome; cytosolic large ribosomal subunit
Molecular function (GO): structural constituent of ribosome; rRNA binding
Source: RefSeq, a predicted model, not a curated record